CACCAGGAGAGGGGAAGGGAGGCAGAGCUGAGGUUGCAGAUCCUGUGUUCAUCUCGACUCCAGAUCUCAGCAGCCUCCCUUGUCCAUUUUCACUAAGUUUCGUUCUGGUGGAUGUAGGGGGUUUUGCAUUUAAGGGAGCAGCGACGUUUCAUUCACAGCCCCCCCUCUCUCUCUCUCUCUCUCCCCCUUCUCUGUGUGAUGGUGGAUGUGUGUGGAUCACAGCAUCCCCCUCCCUCUCUGUGAAUGGCAAAGCACGUCUGAGAUGGUCAGUGGUGUGUCCCUGAGCUGUGCUGAGGUUGGAGGCGAGGUACCAGCCCCCAAGUGCUGUUUUUGCUGAGCUCAAAGGCAGGGAUAAGGUGGAGAUAUAUCUCACUUCUAGAAGAAGGAACAGCCAAAAAUAUAAAUAAUCUCUUUCUCCCUCCUCCCACCCACCUACCUACUGCGACCAUGAUGAGCCUUACACAACCCCUCCUUUGUGCUUUGGGAUGUGUGUGUUUCAUUUUGUCCGUGGUAGAAGGAGCCAGCACGGAGAACUGGAUAGGAGAUUCUGUGACACAGGACACCACCAUGUCUGACCAGGAACUUACAUCGGUGGCCUUGGUAGAAGAGCACAGUGAGGAAUGGAUGCAGGGUCAGGCAUCCAGCAGCUCAGAUCCUGAGGUUGUGCCCGUGGUCUCUUCACCUCAAGAAGAAUCAAACAGUUCAGAGUCCCAACAGUCCUGGGAAGUUGGGUCUCAGGAAGAGCCUGGACAAUCCUCAGGUAACGGUGCCCCUUCUCCCCUCGUCCCGGCGGGAACCUCGCCCAUACCUGUCGUCAAUGCGUCCACUGCAGCUCACACAUCGAGGUCUUCACCGAAUCCUUCGCACUCUGACACAGCGAGUCCUUUGCCGCUGGGCACCGAAGGGCGCGGCAACACGCCGGGCGCAAACCAGUCUGAGCCGCUACCGGCGGUCCGGCUCCCACGACGACCGCCUCGGCUCCGCCCAGCUCCGGCUGCGCCCGGUUCAGCUCCAGUUAUAACCGGUUCGGCGCCGGUUCCCACAGACUCGGCGCCGGUGACGGCCGGCCCAGCGCCGGUCGCAACCGGUUCGGCGCCGGUUGCGUCCGGCCCAGUUCCGGUUCCGACCGGUUCAGCACCAGCUCCAACCGGCCCACACGGGGACCUGUCGUCUGACUCGGGCGAGGCUGCCGAUCGGCCGACCAGUGAGUGGCCUGCGUUCGGUCACGGCGACGGCCAAGGCACGACACCAUCAGUCGGCGUAACGGCAGCCGGGCCGGUGUUGUCUGUCCCCGGCUCCACGGCCUCCCGGCCGCCGCCUCUCACCGUCGCGCCCGGAACCGACGAGAGGGUCGUCGGAUUCGUUCCGGUUCUUUCCACGGUCGUCGGGGGCAACGAUGCUUCCAGCCCCCCCGCCACUACUACCGGGUGGAGUGAGCCACCUGUCACCUUCCCAAGUUCAGCCGCAGAGGAUACGGGAGCUCGUACAGCGGAGACCGAAUUCGUUCCUGGCGACAGAGGCUCUGCCGCGGCUUCGGAACUACCGCUGGACACCACGCAGGUUGUCUGUGUAGACUGGAGUAAACUAGCAGGGAAGAGCUACAUCAUCCUGAACCUGACUGAAAACACAGAGUGCGAAGUGUUUCGAUCUCGUAACGGAUUGAAGCUGCUGAAGAUGGUCGCAGGAGCCUUCUCCGGGACGCUGAGCACCCCCGAGGAAUUGUGGCACAUCUCACUCAGCAGCGAGGACGAUCAACACCUGCUCAUGAUGCUGGCCACUGACCGAGGUAUAAUACCAGCGAAAGAGGUCCUUUCUACACUGGGAGACAUCAAGCAAAACUUGAAAGAGAUUGGUGUCCACAAUGUCACCUUCGCCACAGGCUGUCAGGGACGGCCCAGCCAGUCUCGCGGGGACUAUGGGAAGCUCUUUGUUGUCUUGGUUAUCAUCGGCUCCAUCUGUGUGGUCAUCAUCGUCUCAGGGCUGAUCUAUAUUUGCUGGCAGCGUCGUCUCCCAAAGCUCAAGAACAUGUCACUUGGAGAAGAACUCCAUUUCGUUGAGAACGGCUGCCACGACAACCCCACCCUGGACAUAACGAUAGACAGCACCUCAGAGAUGCAGGAGAAGAAGCCGAGCGUGAACGGGGACGCGAUCGACGGCAGCGGUGGCUGGAACGCCCUGAUUAAUAAACGCUCGAAAGACGACCCAGACAAUUUUGAAGAAGAUACCCACCUUUAGAGCUUAGAUACACCCAGCUAUAUUAAUUUAGUAUAGAGGAUAUAUUUUUGACGGACCUGCUACCCCCCACUCCCAACACCUUGUACUUUGCACACGGCCACCAAUGCUUGUCAGGGAACAAGCUAACUCCGCAUUCAAAAGGUACCAAUAUCCCUUCAUGUUGUGGGUGCUUUCCAUACCAGAAUGUAUGUGUUACCCACAAAAUAGCAAAUAUAAUCGCUAUUACCUUCGCAUAGAACCAGUCAAAAUUAAACGUUAACUCUCUGCCUAGUGACUGGUCCACUUCUGCUUUUACAAAUGUAUAUUGGGACGAGGUUGGACAAUAGGUUUAAAAUCUGAUCCCUUUGAGAAGGAAACGUAAGAAUUGGAUCCUACCUGAUCCGAUGAGACGCACAGUUGACUGCAUCACUCCUCAACAAGACAUUUGCUCAAUCGUGAUCUUUUUGCUCGUACACAGCUCACAUUUUCAAGGCUGUAAAUUUGACACGGUCUUGGGUAAUCCACAUGUAAUUCACACAUUGAGAACCACAGAAUGCAUUGGCUUUGGAGGGACGAGUCAAUGGAGAGUACUCACUGUUGGGUUUGGCUUCAGUGGAUGUCUCUGAGUGAUCUGAGGCUCAACCCAUGUGCCAAAUGAAUCAAGUAAAAGGUAGUUUCGAUCACACAAGUGCUCAACACAAAACUUUCCACGAUUCUGUACCAGAUGUAAUCUCGAAUAUUUGGCAAUUGGGAAUGGAAGAUACUUCUUGGGUUAAAGACACACUGUGGGAUAUUUUAGGAAAGCUCUGCCUUCUUCUUAUCUCACUCUGUUCAGUCCUAUCUCCUGCCAUUCUGUAGAGCACUAUCUGCAGAUGUUCCGUCACCCAGCUCUGUUGUUGGUCUUUUCUACACGAUUCCAACAAGAAACAUAAAUUUAGCACAGUUUCUAUCCCCCACCCCCUCUCUCAGCUUCUGUUAGCAUCGACUCCUACGAGAAUGGGCACACCUGCAGCUGUCAGGUGAAGAACCUGAGUACAUCCCCAGCUGAAUACCCAGUUGUCUCUCAUUGGGCUCAAGGGUGAAAACCUGCUCUUUGAGCAAGGGACUGGGAAGUUAGAAUUUCAAUCAAAAACCACUGACCCAGGAUAAAUAUGUCACCCUGCACCCUGUGAGUGCCACUACCCCGAUGGUGUUUUUUUUGUUGUCACCGGGUGUCUUGACACAUGCGGCAAACCAUUACCAUCAUCGUGCCCAAGAGUAUCCAAACCAAACUGAGAAUUCCAUGUAUUCUCUACACGUGAAAAUUCUCAGCGAAACCUUGUUGGAACGGAAUGCGCACUCUCUGCCCGGAGGAAUGGAUCCUGCUCACCUACCAUCCACCCUGGUGAAAGGACGUUGCCAUUUUACCAGCAAUCAAGGCUUCUCAGUGGCACCUUCUCAGUGGCUUUGUCCAAUUUGAUCCCAGGUCCCAGUUUCAAUCCCUGGUCACAGGUUUGAUCCCCGUCCGAAGUGCUAAGGUGACUGAUCCUCGCCAGAAGAAGGGGCCUCUUCAAUUGGCCUCAAGAUGCCUUGGUUGGAGGGGUGGGAUCGCAAAUGAGAUUUUUCAGCUCCUGUUCGCUAUCCAGUGACCCCUGGCUGAAGGGUUGGGUGAGGACAGCAUUGGAUUAGGCUGUGAAUGCAGCCCCACCUCAAGCUCUCCAGUGUGCCAACAUUAAUUUGCCAAUGAAUAGUGUCCCAGAAGGCACCCGGGGCAUUGGGAGCUAUGCAUAAUAGAAGGAGAAAGGCGUCAAAUCUCUUGAGGAAAGAAGGGAAGGUGAUAAUUAUUGGUGUAACUAUAAGCCCUUAAGCUCCAGCUGCAAUAAAUUAGCAUUCAAGAAAAGUUGUCUGGAGUUUGCUACCUGUGACGGGCGUGUGUGUGGCGUGUGUUACCGUGUCUGUAACUGAGCCUGUGAUUCCUAAUGUGUCAGCUGCACGUAGAGCCGAUUCUUGACCGCAACAGCACUGUGAAAAUAACAUUAGCUUUGAUGUCAACUUCAAAACUCUUUGUAUAAACUAUCCCCUUACCUGUCAGAGACCGUCUGCACAGCAAGAUCCAGUGGUGGCAUUGAGAGCCGGCUGAGUCUCAGGAGGUUCCCGAGGAGGACCUGGUCCGAAAAAGACCUCGCGUUUAGAUUUGUGAAGUGAGGACUGUUUGAGCGUGACAAGGUGCCUAAGAAAUUGUGUGCUUGGUCAGUUCAAUAAACAACUACAUGUUUUACCCAGUGA
Messenger RNA from Callorhinchus milii (elephant shark), 4479 nucleotides. It is a transcript of the gene podxl2, whose product is annotated as podocalyxin-like 2. The transcript has 9 exons. The record is from RefSeq and is a predicted model, not a curated record. Bases 448 to 2235 code for a protein of 595 amino acids. Lineage: Eukaryota; Metazoa; Chordata; Chondrichthyes; Chimaeriformes; Callorhinchidae.